CAGGCAUUCAGAGGGCAUCCUCUGUAAUUAUAUGCAGCUACUCUUCUCACAGUGAACAAACUUCACUUGCUAUGCAACAACUACUUCCCUUCAGGUACCAGAUUUGCUUGAAUCUCUCCACACACCGACAGCAAAAACGUAAGCAUCAUGAUGGAAAUCCGUUUAAAAGGCCCGUAAUCCCGCCGCUCAGAAAAGGCAUGUUUCUUUCGCGUCUGGCCGUCUGUUGUUUCGAUACUGACUCUCACUUCAGAAUUAUCAGACUGCUCAAACGCAAAGAGCUCGCUGUUGAUUCGACCUCGAACUCCUCUACCUACAUUUUCACAAAUGAGACAAAGAGCCAGUUGCUGAUUUUCACGCAAAACUCGACGUUGCAGAGGAACAGUAUUUUCGAACAAAGACACAUUUCUUGUCCACGUUUAUUCCUCCAUCAUGCACUACAGAAGCAAUCAGAAGAAGCAACACUGCACAUCGAACCCCACUGCUCCUGGGAAACUCAAUGUCGUGUUCGAUGGGCUCGGCAGCAAACUUCCGGGUAUAUCUCGAACUCGCCUAUCUGGUGGACCCGCUUAUCGGCAGGAUUUGCCGGUCUCUGGUUUACGAGUCCAGACUCCAGAAUAAGUCGGAGAUGCCGAACACAGCAGCAUUGUUAUCCAGGGGGUAGAACUAUCAUGAUAAAUAAGAAGAAGAGGCUUGAGAAGAACAGCGGGCGAUGUUGAUGUCUUGAGCAUCUACCUCUCGAGACCACUUCUCGGCCUGUUUCAGCGGUUCAGGUACGCAGCGCUGGGCCCGGUUGCCG
Molecule: messenger RNA, 796 nt
Organism: Aspergillus novofumigatus IBT 16806
Lineage: Eukaryota; Fungi; Ascomycota; Eurotiomycetes; Eurotiales; Aspergillaceae
Exons: 1
Coding region: 430-618 (62 amino acids)
Source: RefSeq, a predicted model, not a curated record